UGCUAAAAAAAAAAAAAAACACACAAUAAAUAAACUUUAAAGGUCUCUCUGAAGGUCCUUUGUGUGUUUCUUUCCUCUGGUGGACAAUACUUUAUUGUUAUUGAAUAGGGCAUUCGGUAAAAUAUGAAGAGCUCUUUGAAAAUCUGUCGGUAAUUUAGGCUCAAAGGUUUAGCUAAGCAGCAGUCACGUGUUUGUGCCCGGUUUACGUGCGGUAAACUUUUCUACUUUGAAAUAUGAGUAAAAACAGCAGCAUUGUUGAUGAACCUGAGUGGACCAGAGGAGACCUGCAGGCGCUUUGUGCUGCAUUGAAAACCAGCAUCCCAGAAAACGAAAAAUGUAGCAUAUACACCAAAGGACUGAAAGCUGUGGACUGGAAUAAGGUGGCUUUCGCCCCUUUCUCUCCCGAGGCAUGCCUAGGAAAGUGGACAGAGAUUUUGUCGAGGAUGCGCAAGAUGCGGACCCUUGCAGAGAUUGUGGAUGAAGCUGAAGACACCCUUUCUAACCCUGUGAAGAAUAAAAGCAUCUCAAAGAUCUACCCAGAUCUCCCGAAGAGACCAAGCCCUCCAAAUGCUGUCUUUUAUGAAGAGAACCGUGCCAAGUAUCACAAGAAGCACCCAGAGAUGAAAAGCCAGAAGGUAUUGAGGGCCCUAAACAAGAAGUUCAAAAAUCUCUCACGUCAAGAGAAGGCUCGGUAUACGGAGAAAUACAAGCUUGCAGCUGAAGAAUACUGGACAAAGAUGCAGGAGUUCAGGCAAAAAAAUAACUUACCUCCCAUGCCAAAAAGAAGCUGCAAGAGGAAGAGGGUCUUGGAAGACGACACACAUGAUGAAGAGCACAUUGAAGGUGAACAUGGUAUUCCUCCCAAGCCCCCUGUAAAUGGCUACAAUCUGUUUUGCAAAGAGCAAGCGGCAUCUAUUGAGGGGGACACUGGAAAAAACAACGUGACUGUGUGGGCUCAGCGAUGGCGAGAUUUGACUGAGAAGCAGAGGGGCGAUUACAGAGAACGCUGCAGUGAGUUGAGGAGGGAGUUCUCAGUCAAGCUGGAGGACUAUCUAAAGGGAUUUGACACAGAGAAGCAGGAGCAGAUCCUUGAAAAGCACGGCAUCAAAAGACCCAAGGUUUCUGAGGCUCAAACAGUAAAGAGGCGUGUGAAGACAUUUCAAGGCGAGCCCAAGAUGCCCUCUCGAUCUGGUAAUGCCAUUUUCACCAAAAAGCAAAUGGAACUUCUUAAGAAUAAAUCAUCAAGUUCAAAGGAGGUCUUCAGCAGGGUCAGCCAAAUGUGGAUGGACCUCCCGACAAAGGAGAAGGAUCGCUACAAAGUGAAGGUGGAUGACAAUAUGCGACUAUAUGCAAAGGAGCUGCAGGAGUGGUUCAAGAAAUUGACGCCAGCGGAGCAGCAAGACUACCUGUUGGUUAACCCCAGUAAACAUAAAUACCUUGACGGUGUCAAAACAGUUCCUUACCGUAAAGAUCCCUCCCACAGACCAUCAGAUUCAGAAGACGAAAACAUUGAAAGCAGCAGCAGCAGCAGCAGCAGUGAUGAAGAAGAAGUGAUCGUUCUGGAGGGUGAGGAGCUGGAGGAAGGAGAUGACAACAUGUUUGAUUUAUAUUGAUGUUAAAAGGACCGACAGCAUGGGCGACUUUCACACAUCGACCUCAGAUUGGGAUUUUCGCAUGUAAGACAUUAGACGAUUGCUACGAUGGCUGACUCAAAGUCUACAUUUAAUGACAGCAGUGGGGAUGCCACCAUCAGUCCUCCACACAAAGUACGGCAGUGGCUCAGUUGGUAGAGACGUCGCCUCUCAACCGGAAGGUCAAGGGUUUGAUCCCCGGCUGAGCAACAUGUCCGAUGUGUCCUUGGGCAAGACACUCAACCCUGCGUUGCUCCCACUGCUUCAGUGGCGGUGUAUGAAUGGAUUAGUGCUUACUCUCUGAUGCACGUCGCUUUGGAUGAAAGCGUCUGCUAAGUGAAUUGUAACAUUUUAAGUACAAAUUGGAAUUUCCCAGAGCCGCAAGGACAACAUGAGCUUUAGGUUUCCCAAUUUGUGGGUGUUCGUUUGGCAAUAUCAACUGAUGUGACUGUAGACCUUUCAACCCUGGAGCACCUGGUUUUAAAUAUCUAUGGCCUUGUUUUGUUAUCACAGGAUUUUAAUUCUUCACUUUCUAUAAAAUCUUUCUCAAAAUGACCAAAACUGUUUUUACUUUGAAUAAAAGUUGUGCGUUUGGGGUUCUA
Messenger RNA from Labrus bergylta (ballan wrasse), 2233 nucleotides. RefSeq names its product nucleolar transcription factor 1. NCBI's taxonomy places the organism in Eukaryota, Metazoa, Chordata, Actinopteri, Labriformes, Labridae. The record is from RefSeq and is a predicted model, not a curated record.